Molecule: messenger RNA, 1710 nt
Organism: Paramecium tetraurelia
Lineage: Eukaryota; Ciliophora; Oligohymenophorea; Peniculida; Parameciidae
Exons: 1
Source: RefSeq, a predicted model, not a curated record
AUGAAAUUAGAUGAAAAUCAAAAAAAUUUAAAAAUAUUAGAAGAAAUUAGCUAAUGCAAAGAUAAUAUUUUAAGAUUUUUGAAAGAGGAAAUUAAUUAAAGCUUGUUACAUUCUUUAUUAGAUAAUUUAGCGCUAAAUAAUUGUAAGUUAAGUUCCUUAGAAGUAAAUUCGGCUUUAGUUAUGGAGAAUAUGAAUAAAAUAAAAUAAUUAAGCGAUUUAUUGAUUGUAGAGGAGAUGUAAGAAACUAUUUUAAAGAAUUUAGUAUUGGAGGCUAGUUAUACAAAUUUAAUAAAGAAAAGUAAAACCCUUUAAGUUAUAAAAGUAAUGGACCUACUCAAAGAAUCAUUUGACCACAUUAAAUCUGUAAACUCAAUGGAUUUAGUAUUUUUUUUAGGUGGGACAGGAUCAGGAAAAAGCACUUCCAUUAAUUAUUAUUUAGGUCAUGAAUUAGAGGAAUAUAAUAGAUAUGGAAGAAAAUUUCUCAAAUUAAAAUUAGAAAAAGAUCUUCCUCUAAAUGAGUUUGCUAAAAUAGGCCAUUCAAUAGCUGUUUCAGAAACAACAUUUGUACAAGGGUACAAAGUGGCGAGGAAGGAAAAAUUAAUGUUAUGUGAUUGCCCUGGAUUUGAUGAUACUAGAGGAGAUAUUUAUGAUUUGACUACUGUGCUUAGUAUUGAUUAAACCAUUAAAAACUGUAAUUCAAUAAAGGCGAUUGUUUUAACUCUUUCAUAUGAAUCAUUUUUUGUAAAUAGAAGUAGCGCCAUCAUAUAAUUAUUUGAAAAUGUAAGGCAGUUAAUUCCAAAUAUUUUUAAUGACAAUUAAGUUAAAAAUUCUGUAUAUCUUUUAAUCACCAAAGCCAACAACUCCAAUUAACUAAAAGAAGUCUUAACAAUGUUGAUAUAAGAUGCUUACAAAACUGAUAAUCAAAUGUUGAAUUAUUUAGAGGAAUAAGAUAACCAAUAUAAUUUAAAAAAUACAAAAAAUAUGGAGAGAUUAUAAAUUUGGCAAUUUGUGUUAUAUCUGAUAUAAAACUAAAGGGUGAUCAGCUAUAAUAUCAUAAAUCAAAUGGAAGCACUAGACCAAUUAGUCGACUUUGAAAAUAUGAUGGGUAUUGAUAAAAAUUAAUUUUGUAAAGCAAUGGACAGAUCAGAUAAAAAACAACUUGCAUUUAGCAAAUAUAUUAUAUUUUAAUUAGACACUUGGCAAAGAUAGAUUUUUGAGAAAUUCUUUCAUGAGAUUCCUCAAGAAAUUAAGAAUGCUGAAACGUGGAUUAAUUAAAAACAAACCAGUAUAAAAGAAAAAGAAAAGGAAAAUAAAUUGGAAGAAGAAAGAAUUCAGUAUUUAAAAACAAAAAUCGCAGAGUUCGAAAAUGAAAUCCAAACACUCUAAAAACUAUCAAACAAUAAAGAAUAGAUUAUUCAAAAAUUGAAUACAAAAAAUAAAUUUUCUGACUAAAUUAGAAAGGAUGCAGAGGGUGAAAUAGAAAAUUUGAAUUGUUAUAUAAAAAAAAAGAAUGGUAUAUUAGAAAGAAAUAAAAAAGAAAUUGAAUCUUUUAAAAAUGAAAUUCAGAACAUCCAAAAUGAAAUCAAAAAAUUAGAAUAAGAUAAUACUAAGUUAUCAGAAGGGAAUACAUAUAAAAUUAUUUAUAUGAAUUUAGAUAACUUUGGAAUGAAUGAAAAACUAGAAUAUUGGGUCAGCAAGCAAUUUACAUGA